Molecule: messenger RNA, 361 nt
Organism: Arabidopsis thaliana (thale cress)
Lineage: Eukaryota; Viridiplantae; Streptophyta; Magnoliopsida; Brassicales; Brassicaceae
Product: Putative membrane lipoprotein
Exons: 2
Coding region: 30-296 (88 amino acids)
Cellular component (GO): extracellular region
Source: RefSeq, marked reviewed
AAGGAAUCAAAAUUAUCAUAUUGGAGAAAAUGAUGUUGAGCAAAGUAGUUCUUCUUGCACUUCUGUUAUCUCUUUCAUGUUUGUGGGUAGCUAAAGCAUCGGAACAAAGAACGAGAGUUAGUGAAGUAGUGAGAGAGGCCGAAAUACACGAUGGAGGGCAAUGCACCGACGACGACAUUUGCAACAAGAAUUGUCUGGAUUGUAUUGCUAGACAAUGUAUCUUCCAACAAUGUGUUUGCUCUAAGCGUUUCUUCCCUCCUAAUUCACAACCAAAUUUACGUGUUAAAAAACAUUAAUGUAGCUCUCUUUUCUAAUUAUGUUAUCCAAACGUGUGACGGGAACAAUAAAACAUGAAUUAUUC